Messenger RNA from Trypanosoma theileri, 1323 nucleotides. RefSeq lists its product as uncharacterized. NCBI's taxonomy places the organism in Eukaryota, Euglenozoa, Kinetoplastea, Trypanosomatida, Trypanosomatidae. Bases 1 to 1323 code for a protein of 440 amino acids. The transcript has a single exon. The record is from RefSeq and is a predicted model, not a curated record.
AUGAAUACUGUGAACGGGAUGGAGUUUGACCUCUUGCGGUCUAUGCAGCUCUCCUCAUUAAAGGAUGACAAUCAGUUAACAAGGGAGGAAAAACAGACCUUAGCAGAGCAACGACAUCGGGAAAUUGAUGAGGCUCAAUACGUUGCCCAUCGUCUCCAAGAUAGAGUUGGUCGCAUUCGUGAGCAGUUCGCUAUUCGUGGCCGAGCAUCAAAGCCAAAUUCAUAUACGCGUGAUGCCGAUAAGAUGUAUGGACUCUUUUGGUUUGGAAAAGGAAAAUAUGAAGACGAUAUACUAGAUGCAAGAGAUGAUGAAGAUCAACAAGAAGAUCAAAGAGAGCUAAUCAAUGAUAUCUCUGAAGCCGAUGAUAUUCCUGAUGAAGAACGUUUUAAAGUGUGGCGUCCCAUUGUAGGUCCACCUAGGCCGAGAGGUUGCCCUAAUAGUGUUUCACCUGUACCGGCUAAUGAAGAUCAACAUUCUUAUUUUAAUAAUAGAGACCCUUUAUUAUAUGAAACUGCACCUAUCCCAAAGAAAAAGAAAACUGCUUUAACACCACCUUGGGCGGAACAUUACGAUGUGGAAAGAAAUGCUAACCCAAAUUAUGGAAAUCGUGCUGAGCAUAAUUAUGAAUUAUUUAAACGUGGAAUAUUACCCCGUGGUGAAAAUGGUAUUGAUGAUAUCCUACGGUAUGCACGGAGUGCCCAAGAUUUAGUACUUUCACUGCAAGACUUGCGAUUACGGGAGGAUCGUCGCCGGGAGCAAUGCAUGUUAAAAACGGCAUUGGACGAACAACUCCUUGAUAAGAGACGACGUCGAUUGGCACAAUAUGAAGAAGAACUUGUUCAUAUAUAUGGUCCAACGAUGCAACACAUUCUUACCGAUACUUUCCAAGAACCUCUGAGUGAGCAACUACCAAUGAUUGAGGUUGCUUCAUCCGACGACGAAGAAAAAAAAGAAGAAAGAGAACAUCUGCAGCGAGAAAAAGUUCCACAGCGACGUUUCAGAGAGAGGGAGGAAACUUCAGAGACACGUGCUAAACAGUCAAGACAAGCUUGGUUAGCCGCAUGGGAAGAUCAUAAGCGAAAUCUUGCUUCUACUUCUACUCCUACUCCUACUACGGAUGCUGUUUCUAGCAAGUGGAGUAGAUAUCACAUGCUGGGAGCGCCAUCAACCCCGUCAAUGAUGCAAAAUCGACCAUCUGCUUUAUCCCCUUCAGUCAACAGUCUUAAGAUGGAGCAACAUGUCCAUUAUAGACAACAACAAUAUCGUGAUGAACUAAAUAGGAAACGAGGUGAACAUAUUAUAGGACUUAACAAGAGCAAUUGA